This is a messenger RNA of Cynocephalus volans (Philippine flying lemur), 513 nucleotides long. Its product is annotated as ubiquitin-conjugating enzyme E2 T-like. The transcript has a single exon. Bases 1 to 513 code for a protein of 170 amino acids. Lineage: Eukaryota; Metazoa; Chordata; Mammalia; Dermoptera; Cynocephalidae. The record is from RefSeq and is a predicted model, not a curated record.
AUGCAGAGAGCCUCACGUCUAAAGAGAGAGCUGCACGUGUUAGCCACAGAGCCACCCCCUGGCAUCACAUGCUGGCAAGAUAAGGACCAAAUGGAUGAUCUGCGAACUCAAAUAUUAGGUGGAGCCAACACACCUUAUGAGAAAGGCAUGUUCAAGCUGGAAGUUAUCAUUCCUGAGAGGUAUCCAUUUGAACCUCCUCAGAUCCGAUUUCUGACUCCAAAAUAUCAUCCAAACAUUGAUUCUGCUGGAAGGAUUUGUCCAGAUGUUCUCAAAUUGCCACCAAAAUCCUCAGAAUUUAAAAAUAAUGAGCCAGUCUUUCUCAAGAAUGCCAGGCAGUGGACCGAGAAGCAUGCAAGACAAAAUCAGAUGGCUGAUGAAGUGCUUGAUAAUCUACCAGAGUCCAGUGACUCUGAAGUACAGAGCUCAACACAGAAAAGGAAAGCCGGGCAGCUAGGAGGCAUACAAAAGAAAUUUCUUCCUGGUGUUAAGGGGGUGUGUCCUGGUCCAUCUUAG